CUGGUUCCGUUGUUUUCAUAACUUUGUUGAGGUGUCUUGUCUGCAAUAUGUUAGAGAAAUUUAUAGAAAAAACUAAACUUACAAUAAAUUUAUAGUAAAUAACACCUACCUCUAAAGUAAAUAAAGAUGCUAGUUUCAUAAUGUCGGAAGAAAGUAGCAUAGAUAUUGAGCAGGAGCUCGAAGAGCUACUGACGAAGGUGCAGCCCAACCUACAAGACGUUAUCAAGAGGAGUUUCACUAAUGUAGCCCUGCAGCUGUCGAGUAAUGGCUUAAAUAAUGGGGAACAAACUAAACCAGAUAAUUUGGAGGAUACCUCAUACUUCACUAAGAAUACGCAAGUUAAUUUAUCUCGCCUGGAGCUGGUCAAACCUCCAUCGUUCCAUGUUCAGAACAUAUCUGUGGAUGUCAAAUCAAUGGCAAUGACAUUACGGUGUUCCCUCGGAGAAGUGAAGAUUAAGGGCCUGUAUAGUGCCUUCAAUGAGAACCUUUACAACCUCAUACCUGUCAUGUCGGAGGGGCAUGUGCUAAUAUCACUGUUGAACAUGACUGCAGAUGUGCAGGUUGGCCUGACCGUGGAUAACGAUGAGUUCUCAUGCAUCAACCCCUCUAUUGAGUUCAACCAUGAUGAGGUUCUUAUUAAGUUAUCUUGGCCUUCACCGCAGAGAAGUGGAGGUUAUGAGUUUAAAAGCACGGAACAAGUUGCCAAGCAUAUGGACGAGCUGCCGCUAUCAGCGUGCCUCUCGUUCAGUCUGCGCGCGCUGCUGGCGCGGCGGCUGCGGCGGCACCUGGACACGGCGCUGCGCCGCGCCGCCAGCGUGUCGCAACUCAUGCGCUGCGACACCGCGUUGCUUGACGCCUACAGUGCGCGCGCGCAUAGUCUGGCCACAUUCGGGAACAAAGCCAUAGACGCGCUGCUGAUGGACGUGCGGCGCUCGCUGCUGCAGGCGCGCCGCGAGCUGCUGCCCGCGCCGCCGUUGCCCGCCGUCUUCCUGCACAAGGUAGGUGCAACAUGGUGCAUCGGCCGCUUCGAGACGGACGCGGGCUGGGUGAAGAACCUGGCCACGGUGGAUCGCGUCGGUGACGUCAGCGUCACCCGGCCGGAUGAGUUGAAGACCACCUUUAGAGCCACGCUCAGCAUUAAGGACUUGCAGAUAGGCUACGACAGCUACCACGUGCGCGCUGCGGGCGCGGCGUGCGCGGGGCGGCUGGCGGCGCGCUGCAGCAGCCGCCUCGCGCUGCGCGUCACCAUGGGCCGCACGCGCUGGGAGCCCUACGCACAGCUCGAUGAACUCAGCUUGGAAGUUAUGGACAACACCGAAGUCCACGCGCCCGGGCUAGGCAGCUUACCCUGGCUGGCGGCGGCGGCGGCGGGCUGGGCGCGCGCCCCCGCGGCCGCAGUCAUCACCGAGCAGCUGCGCCGAGAGGUCGCUGUAGCCCUUGCUCGACUGCCCAUGUGGGAGCGAACCGCGGAUAGUGGGGGGCGAUAGCAGGAGGCGAUGAGAUGCUGAGUGGGAGGGAGACCGUACGAGUUGAAGUUGAAAAGGACUUAGCAUCGCGCUUUUGUGUACUGCGUGUUUUAAUAUCGUGCGGAUUUGUUGUCGCACUGAGAGUGUUUUUUAAUAGCGUGCGGAUUUGAUCACGCACGCGGAAUUGCCCCGCACGCGUGACAGCCGCAAUUGUUUUUUUCAUACAACUAUUUAUUGUAAUGCGUGGGAAAAUGGCAUGCGAACCCGCAUGCUCGAUGAAAUCCGCACGCUAUUAAAAAUAUGGUCGCACUGCGCAUACGUAUUUCAUGCAUUACAAAAGGUGUCUAUAGAGACAUGCGUAUGCUUCUAUAAGCACGAGUGAUCCCGUGUUCAGCUUGAUAUGAAAUACACACGAUUAAAAAACAUAAAUAUCACCGGUUACGUUAAAGUGACUUUGGCAGCAGUAAUCGCUACAUGCAUCACGGCUAUCGCUUUUCACGUACGCGAUAUUGCAAAGUGCGUUGUUAUGUUAUGUGCCUUAUAAUACGACGCAAUAAAAAAAUAUAAUGUUGCCAGCUUCCUUGACAUAAUGCUUUACCGGCUUUAGGCCUGAUUUUUCAAUAGUCAGAUAAAUGUUAUCUGACGAAUAACAUUGUUGCUGUCACUGUCUAAUACAAACAUUCUGACGCGAUAGCUUCAGAAUAUUAUUCCUCAGAUGACUCUUAUCUGGCUAUUGAAAAUUCAGCCCUUACCUAAGUAAUUUAAAUUUAUGCCUAGCGUAAAUGACUGCCAGACAGAUUUUAAUUAAUUGAUAAUCUUUUUGUAUAUUUGUUUGUUAUGGAUAUAUUUUUUCAUAAGUAUUUAUUUUUAGAAUUCUAUUAGAUGAUUAUAAAUAUUAAUGUUUUUAAUUUUCGUACUUUAUGUUAUGUUACCAUAGAUAAAAAAGAUUUGUAAACUAUAUUUAAAUAUUUUAAUUGACUAUCAAAUUUAUAUUCAACAAACUUUGAUAUUAUGUAUUUGUGUAACGACUAAUAUAUACAUAUGUGUGCAUGUGAAAAAGAUAUUUUUUUUAUAUUGAGACGGUUGUGACGGAUUUGAAAUGGUAAGACUGUCCAGUUUUAUUUAAUAAAAAUGUUGAAUUGUU
Molecule: messenger RNA, 2610 nt
Organism: Plutella xylostella (diamondback moth)
Lineage: Eukaryota; Metazoa; Arthropoda; Insecta; Lepidoptera; Plutellidae
Source: RefSeq, a predicted model, not a curated record